Molecule: messenger RNA, 1401 nt
Organism: Iphiclides podalirius (scarce swallowtail)
Lineage: Eukaryota; Metazoa; Arthropoda; Insecta; Lepidoptera; Papilionidae
Source: the annotation of a GenBank genome assembly
AUGAUGUCGUCGGCGGACUGGGGCGGCUUGCCGCUGCUUCCUCUCAGGUGCGUGUUGGAGCACCUGAGCACGGAGGACGCAUUGGCCGCCACUUCGGUCUGCCGCCACUGGCGGUCGGCCCUCCUCCUGUACGAGGGACACAAGGAGACGCUGAAGCUUCGGGUGACUGAGCUGGACAGGAGUAUGUUCCUGACGCGCAUCUUCAGGAAGUACACGCGCCGUCUGCACGUGCACAUCAACUGCAGCGAUCUGCAGCUGGAGCUCGAGGAGUUCCUCAACUACAUACUGCCGCAAUUCUUCGAUACGCAGGAGCUCAACGAAGUGGUGUUCAUCGGGCCAAACUACUUGAAGCAGACCUAUCUCUCGCCGAUCGUGAAGUUGAAAAGGAAAAUAAUCGAGGGCCUUCUAUACAAGCAUCUGCACUGCAUACAGAAACUCACAUUCAUGGGCUGCGAGAUGAGCACUAUGAAUACCGUUGAGAAAGAGAACUACGUGCACAAACGCUACGAGAGUUACACGAGGCCGUUGUCCUUCAAUAGUGUGACCUCUCCCAUGGACGCCGUGUUAUCCAGGUGCAGUGUUGGUCUCAUGGUGUUCUCCACACUGCAACACAUCACCGUCGACUACUGGAGCAUCAGCACCGAGGCGCUGGAGACGCUCUCGCACCUGACGCUGUUCAAGCACCUGACGCUGAACAUCACCAGGCGGCGGAAGAUGAGCCUGGCGCCCAUCGACUGGGAGCGCCUCGGCGCCUUCUACCCCAACGGGCUGGAGGUCUCCGUCAACAUUAUCGCUAUCCCCAUAAGGAAGUUCGAUGACGUCAUCGACAAGGUCCUAGUUUCCGGACUGAACCUGACCUCGCUGAAGGUCAUGUAUUGUAAAACAUUCCACGACCCGCUGCUGAGGCAUCUGGCGUCGCUCUUCAAGAACACCCUCAAGGAGCUGGUGUGGGUGGACUGCCCCAGCGAGUGUCCGGAGACCAGGCCCAAGGGCGGAGACGAGGAGGAUUACGACGCGUGCAACGUGAACCCUCUGAUACUAAUAUGCUGGCAGUGUGCGCAACUGAGGCGACUUGUUAUACACGGCUACUGGGUGUGGCAGUACGACGUCGUUGGCUUCGUGCGUCUGCGCAAGACCCUGCGCCACCUCGAGAUCUCGUCCGUGCAGGGCACGUUCGGGCGCAGGGUCGCCAGGGCGCAGCCGUCGGCGGCGCACGUGCUGGUCGGCGACGCGCCGCAGCCGCUCGACCACCACUUCGUGCACCAGGUGAACGAGUACACGUCGUACAGGUGGCGGCCGACGGCGUGGCACCGGCUGCACCCGGGCCUGAGGGCGCACGCGACGCCCGACCAGCGCACCGCCUACAUACUGCACGAGGCGCGCCGCCCGCUAGGCGUCACG